Molecule: messenger RNA, 3060 nt
Organism: Pteronotus mesoamericanus
Lineage: Eukaryota; Metazoa; Chordata; Mammalia; Chiroptera; Mormoopidae
Gene: SDC1
Product: syndecan 1
Exons: 5
Coding region: 259-1179 (306 amino acids)
Biological process (GO): cell migration
Cellular component (GO): membrane; cell surface
Source: RefSeq, a predicted model, not a curated record
GGCCUGUAGGUUUAUUAUAAGGCGGAGCUCGGCGGGAGAGGUGCAGGCGGGAGCGGAGCUGAGUCGGAAGGAAUCCAGCAGUAGAGAGCGGACUGCGGCCGGCGGACCCCACAGCGCUAUCCCAGGACAGCCGCACGCGGGGCAUCGCCCAAGGGAGCCGAGCGCAGCGCACUCGGAGGUGCCGGCCCCGAGCCCAGCGCGGUCCAAACAGCCCCGACCCGCGCCGCCCGCCGCGCCCCCGUCGCCGGUCCGGGCAGCAUGAGGAGCGCGGCGCUCUGCUUCUGGCUCUGCGCUCUGGCGCUGCGCCUGCAGCCGGUCCUCCCGCAAAUCGUGGCUACAAAUGUGCCACCCGAAGAUCAGGAUGGCUCCGGGGACGACUCUGACAACUUCUCUGGCUCCGGGGCAGGUGCUCUGCAAGAUAUCAUCUUGUCACAGCGGACCACCUCCACCUGGAGGGACAUGGGGCUCCUGACAGUUAUGCCCACGGCUCCAGAGCCCCCUGGCAUGGAAACCGUUGCCACCUCCACCUCCAUCCUGCCAGCCACUGAGGGGGCCAAGGAGGAAGAUGCAGUGUUCCUGGCCAAGGUGGAGCCUGACCUCACCAGCCGGGAGAAGAUCACCCACCCACCCAGUGAGGCCACGCCACACCCAACGACCCACCGGGCGGCAACACCCAGGGCCAGCACUGCCCAGGCGCCUGCCACCUCUCAUGUCCCCAGAGACAUGCAGCCUGAGCAUCCUAAGACCUCAGCUCCGCAAGGAGUCGGCCAACGCGACCCUCACACCCCCACCACGGAGGACGGAGGCCCUCCAGCCACUGAGAGAGCUGCUGAGGAUGGAGCCGUCACCCAGUUCUCAACAGGAGAGGGCUCGGGGGAGCAGGACUUCACCUUCGACGUAUCCGGGGAGAUCACAGGUGGGCCUGCUCUGGAACCUGACCAGCGGAAUGGGCCCGCACCGGACCCUGGGGCCUCCCAAGGCUUCCUGGACAGAAAGGAAGUGCUUGGAGGGGUCAUUGCCGGAGGCCUGGUGGGGCUCAUCUUUGCCGUGUGCCUGGUGGGCUUCAUGCUGUACCGGAUGAAGAAGAAGGAUGAGGGCAGCUACUCCUUGGAGGAGCCGAAGCAGGCCAACGGUGGGGCCUACCAGAAGCCCAGCAAGCAGGAGGAGUUCUACGCCUGACGGGAGCGGUCCUCCCCCUCCCCCUGCCACUCGCCAGGCCCCCACUUGCCUCUUUGGUGAAGAACUGCAGGCCCCGCGCCCCCGGGCACCGUGCCACCUCCCCGACACUCCCAGCCCCUCCAGCCCCUCCCCGCAGAGUCCUGGGGCGUGCUGGGGGCUCGCCUCUGCUUCUUUGACUUCUUCCUGGAGACUGGGGCGUGAGGGCUUUGUGCAUCUGACCUUUCCACCACAGCCAGCGCCUGGCAUCUCAUCAUUCUGACUCAGCUUCUCCAGCCUGGGACAGCUCUGGAGAGAGGACCCCACUGCUCUGGACGUGGAUAGCGCGCUAUGGCUGGGAGAUGCUGGGGCUGAGGGCUGACGCGUUGGUAGCACUUCCUGGUGGAGACCAACAGUCUUGGGGGCGCAGACGGCUGAGUGGCAGGGAGAGGCAUUCAGGGCUCCGUCCGAGUUCACUUUGUUUCGUGGGGAGGUCUAAUUUAGAUAUCAACUUGUUUUUGCACAUGUUUCCUCUAGUUUCUUUGUUCAUAGCCCAGUAGACUUUAUUACUUUUGAGGUAAGUUAAGUUGAUUUGGUUAAUCCCCCAUCUUGCUUCCCUAAUCUACGGUCAGGAUGCAGCAUCAGGGUGAAGACAACUUUUUUUUUUUUUUUUUUUUUUUUAACUAGGAGAACCAAAUCUGGAAGCCAACAUAGUUUAUGUGUUGUCUCUUGAGUUUGUCACUCACGUGUGCAACAGGGUAUGGAAUGGCUGGGUGGCCCUGCUGGCUGGCUGGCCAAUCUCGGCUGCCACAGGCAGUCACUUUAGAGCAGUCAUGCCUGUGUCCGUGAACUUGGGGCCGUGGCCUGGGCUCCUGCAACGUUGAGAGCCCACGUGAGAAUUGAAUCCUGGAACCUCAGGCUGGGGACAGAGGUGACUGUGGGGUGAGAGGUGGCGGUGGGCCCGGAGACUCUCCCACAGACCAAGCUCGCUCUUUGACACCAUCUCUGGAGACACUUUCCCCUGGGAGGUGACAAGAGGGGUCCUGGGCACACCUGACACUGAGCCGCUCCACGAAGGACGAGGUUCACCUUUGAUCAGCUCCUGUGGCGCUGCCCUGGGCUGGAAUCAGGAAUGUUCCAAAGAGUGAUAGUCUUUUGCUUUUGGCAAAACUCUACUUAAUCCAAUGGGUUUUUCCCUGUACAGUAGCUUCUCCAAAUGUAAUAAACUUUAAUAUAAAGUAGUCACAUGAACUCUGCUGCCUUUGCUUCUCUGCUGGCCGGUGGAUGUGACCAGCCUUUUCUCUGAACAUAGCAAUACUGGGAAACUAAGCUCUGUGCCUGCCUCCUUCCUGCGGGGAGGGGUCCCGGGGCCAGAGUCUCUCCGGAUGGUUUGUUUUUUGUCUCUGCUAAUAUUCUUCAGGAGGCCGGCAGGUUCAGCCAAGGCUGUGUUAAGCCCUGAUGUCGAUUUCUGUGUUGCCAAGCUCAAAGCACCAUCCCUCAAUGGUUAAUGAAGCUGUGAUGCCCCAGCACAGCUCGACCUGAGGCCGCUGGCCCCACGGAGGCCUGGAGCUGAGGCCUGCCUCUCAGACACCUUUGUGAGGAGCAGAGACCCUCUGCCUGGGGGCUUCUGGGAACUCCUGUACUUAUUUAAUUUGACAACGUUCCAGCUUUUCCGUUGGCCGCUCCGAGAGGAGGGACGUCUGUGACUCAGAGACGCACCGCCAAACGAAGGGAACCUGUGCCCCGUGUUCAAUGCUGGGACUUUCUGCCUGGAACGGAUGACUGGACAUGACUUGGGGGUGGGGAAGGGGUCUGUGACCGUGCUCAUCUCUGCUGGUCCCUGGGACAGUGCCGAGCCUGUGGCUGGGCCCAUUCAUGUAACUCAAAUAAACGGUACUUGUCAUC